AUGUCGUGGUUCUCGUCACAGUGGGAUCGGUGGGCGAAUGGACCCAACAGGUCUUCGCGACCGGCUGGAGCUGAUGGACCCAUCCGCAGAAUCGAAGUGGUUUGGGGUCGAGAGAGACUACAGAUCGUACUUCCACGCACAGCGGAACCCGUCACUCUGGGACACUUGCGGCACGAGAUCGCAUCGAUCACGUCGUUGCCCUACGAAAAAAUCAAGCUGAUCCAUCGAGGCUUGGUCAUGCGAGACGAUCGUCUGCCUCUCGCCGCUUACGGCUUGUCGGAAGGAUCGCGCAUCGGCCUGGUGGGCAGUCGUGAAGAAGGCGACAAGCCGGGUGCCAAGACUUCCGUGGGUAUCGGUGCGUUGUCGGUCGGCGAACAAAAGGCACGCGAAAAGAGGGCCAAGGAGGCGGAUACGAGCGAACAGGGGCUCAUGUCGCGUAUCACUGAAGCGCUCGAUACUGCGCGCAAAGACUUGUUCCCCGAAGUAGAGCAGGUGGAACGAUCGAUUGAGCACCUCAGAUCUGCUUCACCAGGAGAGGCAAGGACAGCGCCACCAUCAGCUGCAACCGGCCCGACAUCAUCAUCCGGCGACGCAGCACCACCAGCACCAGCAAGCGCCGGGGCCGAGGCCAGGGCCGGAGCAGGAAUUCUCUCACGGAUGCAGAUCAUAGACGCACACCGACGUCUGUCCGAAAUGCUCUUGAGGCAGUUGCUGGCGCUGGACUCGGUCAACGUCAACAGCGAUACCACGAGACAGGCACGCAAGAUUGCAGUGAAAGAAGUCCAGAGUCACCUCGACAGGCUAGACGCUGCUUUCUCCAAAUUCAAGAGCCAGCAGUAG
Messenger RNA from Sporisorium graminicola, 840 nucleotides. RefSeq lists its product as uncharacterized. The transcript has 2 exons. Lineage: Eukaryota; Fungi; Basidiomycota; Ustilaginomycetes; Ustilaginales; Ustilaginaceae. The record is from RefSeq and is a predicted model, not a curated record. Gene Ontology annotation, biological process: protein stabilization. Gene Ontology annotation, molecular function: adenyl-nucleotide exchange factor activity; protein-folding chaperone binding. Gene Ontology annotation, cellular component: nucleus; cytosol; cytoplasm. Bases 1 to 840 code for a protein of 279 amino acids.